UGUGGCCCGUGCUUCGACUUCACGUCAACAUCAAGACGCGGCCUCAUUUCAAUAAGUGCUGUUUCUUCAACAUACAUCAGAAAUUCAGCCAUGAGAUGAAUGAAUCUGAGUUUUCAGAGUCAGGUGAUCUCAGAGAGGCACAGAAAAUUAUGCCCAGAGACAUAGAAACCGAAAUGACACAGAAUAUUGAAGAUUCCACGAAUUCUCAUUCAAACCCGAUAAAUAAAGAUGUACAAAAAGAUGAAGAGUUCGAGGAGGCUUCGGCGGUGGUUGCGAAACACGUCAAGCUCCUGCGGGAGUACAACCAGAUCAAGGAUGUGGGGCAGCAGCUGAUGGGUAUGGUUGCCGAGAAGAGGGGCGUCACUGUGGGAAGUCUGUAUGAGACUCGGGAAUUUGGAGUUGAACCGAAGGAUUGAGAUGGGGAUGCGGUGGGUUGAGAGGUGUGUCGCGAUAGCGGGUGAAGGAAGUGUGCGGCCGACUAUGGCUGAUGCUGCGUGCUUGAUCAAUCAGACACGGUUGAUGAGAACCAGAGUGCUCUCGAGACAGUAAGGAUGACGUCUACGUCUGACCUAACACCG
Messenger RNA from Colletotrichum acutatum, 578 nucleotides. RefSeq names its product Swi5-domain-containing protein. The transcript is spliced from 2 exons. Gene Ontology annotation, biological process: meiotic DNA recombinase assembly involved in reciprocal meiotic recombination; meiotic joint molecule formation; double-strand break repair via homologous recombination. Bases 96 to 416 code for a protein of 106 amino acids. Gene Ontology annotation, cellular component: Swi5-Sfr1 complex; Swi5-Swi2 complex. The record is from RefSeq and is a predicted model, not a curated record. Lineage: Eukaryota; Fungi; Ascomycota; Sordariomycetes; Glomerellales; Glomerellaceae.